GUGCCACCUGCAGUCCGUCAUGUCGUUCGGCAGAGACAUGGAGUUGGAGCACUUCGAUGAGCGCGACAAGGCUCAGAGGUACAGCAGGGGGUCGCGGGUGAAUGGCCUGCCCAGCCCCACGCACAGCGCCCACUGCAGCUUCUACCGCACACGCACGCUGCAGACACUCAGCUCAGAGAAGAAGGCCAAGAAGGUUCGCUUCUAUCGGAACGGAGAUCGAUAUUUCAAAGGGAUUGUGUAUGCCAUCUCCCCAGAUCGCUUCCGAUCUUUUGAGGCCCUGCUGGCUGAUUUGACCCGAACUCUGUCGGAUAAUGUGAAUUUGCCCCAGGGAGUGAGAACAAUCUACACCAUUGAUGGGCUUAAGAAGAUUUCCAGCCUGGACCAACUGGUGGAAGGAGAGAGUUAUGUGUGUGGCUCAAUCGAGCCCUUCAAGAAACUGGAGUACACCAAGAAUGUGAACCCUAACUGGUCGGUGAAUGUGAAGACCACCUCGGCGUCCCGGGCUGUGUCUUCGCUGGCCACUGCCAAGGGGAGCACUGCAGAGGUGCGGGAGAAUAAGGAUUUCAUUCGGCCCAAACUGGUCACCAUCAUCAGAAGUGGCGUGAAGCCACGGAAAGCUGUCAGGAUUCUGCUGAACAAGAAAACGGCUCACUCCUUUGAGCAGGUCCUCACUGAUAUAACCGAUGCCAUCAAGCUGGACUCCGGCGUAGUGAAACGCCUGUACACUUUAGAUGGGAAACAGGUGAUGUGCCUUCAGGACUUUUUUGGUGACGAUGACAUUUUUAUUGCAUGUGGACCGGAGAAGUUCCGUUACCAAGAUGAUUUCUUGCUAGAUGAAAGUGAAUGUCGCGUGGUGAAGUCCACUUCUUACACCAAAAUAGCUUCAUCAUCCCGCAGGAGCACCACCAAGAGCCCAGGACCUUCCCGGCGCAGCAAAUCUCCUGCCUCCACCAGCUCAGUUAAUGGAACCCCUGGUAGCCAGCUCUCUACCCCUCGCUCGGGCAAGUCGCCAAGCCCUUCACCCACCAGCCCUGGAAGCCUGCGGAAGCAGAGGAGCUCUCAACACGGUGGUUCCUCUACUUCACUGGCAUCCACCAAAGUCUGCAGCUCGAUGGAUGAGAAUGAUGGACCUGGGGAAGAAGUGUCAGAGGAAGGCUUCCAGAUUCCAGCCACGAUAACAGAACGAUAUAAAGUCGGAAGGACAAUAGGAGAUGGAAACUUUGCUGUUGUCAAGGAAUGUGUAGAAAGGUCAACUGCUAGGGAGUAUGCUCUGAAAAUUAUCAAGAAAAGCAAAUGUCGAGGCAAAGAGCACAUGAUCCAGAAUGAAGUGUCUAUUUUAAGAAGAGUGAAGCAUCCUAAUAUUGUCCUUCUGAUUGAGGAGAUGGAUGUGCCAACUGAACUGUAUCUUGUCAUGGAACUAGUAAAGGGUGGAGACCUUUUUGACGCCAUUACUUCCACUAACAAAUACACCGAGCGAGAUGCCAGUGGGAUGCUGUACAACCUGGCUAGUGCCAUCAAGUACCUGCAUAGCCUGAACAUCGUCCACCGUGACAUCAAGCCAGAGAACCUGCUGGUAUAUGAGCACCAAGAUGGCAGCAAAUCACUGAAGCUGGGUGACUUUGGACUGGCCACCAUUGUGGACGGGCCCCUAUACACAGUCUGUGGCACCCCAACCUAUGUGGCUCCAGAAAUCAUUGCAGAGACUGGAUAUGGCCUCAAGGUGGACAUCUGGGCAGCUGGUGUAAUCACUUACAUCUUGCUGUGUGGUUUCCCUCCAUUUCGUGGAAGUGGUGAUGACCAGGAGGUGCUCUUUGAUCAGAUCUUGAUGGGGCAAGUGGACUUUCCUUCUCCGUACUGGGACAAUGUUUCCGAUUCUGCAAAGGAGCUCAUUACCAUGAUGCUGUUGGUCAAUGUGGAUCAGCGAUUUUCAGCUGUGCAGGUCCUUGAGCAUCCCUGGGUUAAUGAUGAUGGCCUUCCAGAAAAUGAGCAUCAGCUGUCAGUAGCUGGAAAGAUAAAGAAGCAUUUCAACACCGGCCCCAAGCCGAACAGCACCGCCGCUGGAGUGUCUGUCAUAGCAACCACCGCUCUUGAUAAGGAGAGGCAGGUUUUCCGACGAAGAUGCAACCAGGAUGUGAGGAGCCGGUACAAGGCGCAGCCAGCUCCGCCAGAACUCAACUCGGAAUCCGAAGACUACUCCCCCAGCUCCUCCGAGACUGUUCGCUCCCCUAACUCGCCCUUUUAAUGAGCCCCUUUGACUCAAAGUCCUAGCUUAACCCUUUGAGACACUAGAUUUUUUUUCCCCAAAUUUCUGUAAAACAGUUUCAUCUGGUCUCUCUAGCAUUCGAUGCUCUUGAAUAGCAGAACAAAGAGCAUGUUUGGGGGUACUUUUGUAGUAAUUUCCCUUUACUGAGUGAGACGGCACGUGGAGGUUGUGAAGAUGGUAAUUUGCCACUAGUAAGGUCCUCAAAGGGUUAAGGCUAAUUUCCAAUUUUUUUUAAACAUAGAAGCAAUGAACGUUUUCAUUGGUCAAGCUAGGAUCUGCAGUAUGUAAUAUAGCACAUGUUAACCCUCUUAGUGCAGAGAACUUAACUGAGAAUCUUUGCUGAGAAUUUUUCAGGCCUUUGGGUGUAGGCGCACAUGUUUUUUGAUUUUGCUGCAGAUCAAGGAGUGCUAUUAAGACGCUGAAAUGUCCAGACAAGAAAGGCAUCUAGAAUGAUAACUUGAUUGUUCUUCUCUGUGGGUUUAGAACACGGCAGGUUUAUAACUUCAGCAUACACACCCCUCUCUCCUUCACAAUCCUAUUAAAAAGGGAAUCCUUUUUCUUUAGUAUAACCAUCUGCUGCAGUGAGGUGUGCAUUCAAGAUGGGCUUGUGACAAACAACCUUACCCAGGAAAUUGACAAUACGCCCUCCCCCGAAAUUGUCUCCCCAGGAAGAUGUACUGAUAUUGCCCCAGGAAUGCUGCUUUCACAUCAGCUGCUGCUAGUGCCAAUGCAGACCCUCAGGGAAUCACCACAGCUUGUCUUGUGCUUGGUGAGUGAAGGUCUGUGUGCUCAGUAUCAGACAUCUACAGGAAAGAAGCAACCAGUGAAAAAGAGCAAUAAAUUGCCAGGUGCUCUGUAGGGCUGGAAUUUCAAAAGAAAGAAGGGAUGAGAUCGUGUGCUUUUUUCUUACCUGCUUUUUAUGAUACUGUGGUCAUCGCUGUGAAACCCACAUCUGUUGUGCAAUCCAUAUAUAGAAGAGCUAGGAGGGGGGCAAGAGCUUUUCAAAGUGGCUAAAGAGAAAGCACAAUGGAACACUAGCCGGAAUGGUUUCAAAGGAUAUAAACUAAUUACUUUUUUUUUUUUUUUUUUUUUUGGUGGAACUGGGAAUUAAACCCAGUGCCUUUGGAGUGAGCUGCAUUCCAAGCCCUCUUUUACUUUUAUUAUUUUAUUUUGAGACAGGGUCUUGCUAAGUUACUCAAUUGCCUGGACUGGCCUCAAGCUUUUGAGAUCCUUUUGCCUCAGUCUUCCAGAGUGCUGUGGUUAUAGGCGUGCACCACCACACUUGGCUACCUGUGCACCUGUAGGUUACCUGUGUAGUCUCCCAGGAAGGGCAACGUAUACUGUUUUAAAGAUACCCCUGAGGAUAAACUUCUAUUCCCUGGGAUGAUUUUUUUUAUACCACUCUGUAGCUGUCCAGGAAGACUUUGUUUUGUCUUUGGACCCAGCUCUGAGUGAGAUCUAUAUUUUCACUUCUAUUUAACAAAUCUCCAGGCAUGAAUCUCCAGGCCUGAGUUUGUUCUGGAACAUAGGCCUUUUUGACUGGAGGCCUGCUGCUUCCUGUUUACCAUGGCAAUACUCAGAGAGAAGAAUAUAAGGGUGUCUGAGGCAGAACCCAACUAAUGUCCCCUCUAAAGUUUGCUCAGCUUUGUAACCCAGAAGAACACAGAUAGUCAUAUCUCAAAAAUAUUUAACUGGAUCAUUAAUGAGCCUUCUUUUCUCAGUUUUGAAUAUACAUUAAUAUCUGAGAGUCUUGAAAUUUCUGAAUGACCUUUCUAUACAUUCUGAAUUUUCAAAUUCACACUGAUUUUCAGCUGCUGCUUUUUACUCUUCAGCCCUUCAACUACAGUCCACAUUUACAAAGAUUUUAAAUCACAACGUGUCAUUACCUUUGCAAGGCAGACUCCCACAUAGUCUUCUAGAAAUGGUAAUAUAUGAAAUCACAAAGCAGCAUAAAUCAGUAAAUCAUUUGAAAUUGGUUUGGGGGAAACAGGGGAUGGGACAGAAAACACCAGGAAUGAUGUUUGUGUGUAUAGAUAAACUACAUAUUAGUAAAUGGCACUGACCUGGUCAGAAAUUGCUGCUUUCUCUGGAAAUAUAAGCAAUGCACUAUUCUAAGGUGAAGGAGUAGCUAUAUACUUGGCCACAACUCUAAGUGUGUGAAUGUAAAGAAUCCUAUAGGUAGAGACCUACUUGCAGUAGAUUGUCAUGUUCCCUUUUUUUCUCUGAACGACUGCUUUUUCUGUGGGCAUUCUAUGUGUUGCUAUAGCGUCCAGUGUCCAGAGCUACAGUGCGUGGCCUAGACCUUUUUCCACUGAAACCUGGGGCAAUGCGAGAGUGUUUCUCAGCACACGCAGAGAGCAGCUCAGAGGAAUGCAAGGCCCAGUCAGCUGAGAAUCCCAGUGCACUGCUGUAGAAUCUGAGUGAUCUAUGCUGAAUAAACAGUGGAAUGUGACCUGUCAAGUAGAAAUAUUGAGUAAUCAAUGGAAUGCAAUCUCUCUAGCACUAAGCUACCACGAUUUUGAAUGUCAGAGAUGUACUCAGAGGGUUAACAGACAAGCACAAGGCAUGCUGAUGUUGGUGUAUCCAGAUUGCUUUGCUCUUAGCCAGGGCUUUGUAAUUUCUUUCUCAACAUUCUUGGGAUAGUUCAAGUUAUAAAUAAUUAAGUGGUGGUGUUCUUUGAGGAAUUUCUAAAACCAAAUUGAUUUUAUUUUUUAGUUUAUUUAUCAUAGAACAAAUAUGUACAAUUAUGGCAGUGUAUCUCUGUAUUAUCAAUUUAAUCAUCACCACAAGUGUUUCCAUAUUUUUUCCACAUAUUUAAUAUAGCUCUUAUGGUGGAGGGCUGGUAAUGAGGACUGUCUUUCUUUUCCUGACACAUGAUCAGCCCUCUAGUAUUUUCAAGGGAAUUUUAAGCAUCGUCUUUUAAGUUUGAUAAUAGACUAGUUAAGAAAGAACUCCUUCAUUAUUUGCAUCGUGUAAGUCAUCUCUGUAGAGGAGAACUGUUCAUAUUAAUGAACACUUUUUUCUCAACAUUGUAGCAGAAAUCAUUUUAUUCAUCAUGAUCAAUGAAUAUGUGAUUUGCUCCAGAUCAUUAGAAGGAAAAAUAAGAUUUCAGUCAUGGAAAAUGCUUUUACUGUAGCCCUCAUCUAACUCACAUGUGGUGCAUAUUAAAAUAAGCCGAGAAAAAGAAAUAUGAAUAAACUACUGAAAACACUUUGUGUUUUGUAUUCAAUGAGACCUUCCUGCACCUACUCAACCCUCCCAUGGGGGAGUGUUAACAGGCCCGUCAGAUAUUGUUGAAAGAAAGCAGUAUAUCCAUGAAUGAAAACUAAAAUUGCAAUCCUUUACCCUUUGAGGCAUAUUUCAGUUAGAAAGGAAAAAAAGAAAAAUUGACUUAGAGGGUCACGGAGCUACCGUCUGACCAAGGCUCAAGCACAUUAAAUCAAGGUUGUUUGCUGGCCAGCGGCAUCCGUUAGACAACUCUAUCCCCUGUGCUGAAGCACGACAGAGCUGAGGGAGAGCUUUCUUAAUAUUAUUGUGUUGCCCCCAGCCCUUCUCUGGGUAAGGAUCUGUCAGCAUUUCCAUGAUAAACUCCUAUUUUCAAAGGUUUUAAUUUAACCAUAAAAGUGCGCCCCAGGCUGAAGUUUGCUAUCCAGGACCUGUACCAGAGUAAAGGUUCACUUUCCUCUCUUCUCAAAUUCUUCCCAGUUUUCCUGAGAAAAGAACCACAACAAAAAAUCUGGCAUGUUUCCUUAAUUGCAAUUCCAUAAUUUUGGAAAGAAUCAAGAUCCAAGAAGGUAGUUUUAAUGUAAUUAUUCACUUAGAUGUUUUUUUUUUCUUCUUCUUUUAAGGAAUCACCAGGCAUAUAUUUAGAUAGCAUCUUUUCUGUAACUUGUAAGUCAUUUAAAUUAGAUGGCUACAUUGUUUUGUUCAAAAAUUUAAAAAACAACUCAAAGUUGACAGUUCAGGGGUCAGCCUUGCCCACAUGUAAUCUACCAUGUCCAUUAGGAGUUUGACAAAAUGCUCUGAAAUAGACCCUUACUUUGCAUGCAGUGUAGAGGGUCAGAUAUGUGCUUCUUUGGAGACAGGAUUGCUUUAUUUAAUCAUCAAAUUUCCUGAAGCCAUUCUAGUCUGUGGGGGCAAAUAAUGAUUAAAAGCAUUUCCAAAAUUAACAUUUUUCUCAAUUCAUAUACAAGGAUAGCAUAGAACAGCAUUCACACUUUUUUGUUUAUUUAAAGGCAAAUAAAUCAGUGAAACUUAAGGACAUGCUAAACAUUUGAUUGCUGCAAAGUGCUUUAAAAAUUGGCUCAAUGGUGCUUAUACAUGGAACAGUUACAAAUGGGGUUCCUGAGACUGUCAAAAGGAAUCUUUAGCUUGUACGUAACUACACACUAAAGGAGGAGGUGCUUUUAGGCUAGUCUUUUACUUUUAAUCAUCUCAGAUAUGCAAGCAUCCAUCCAGUAACAUUAAGGGUCAUAACCUGGUGGGAAACAAGAUUUAACAUAGAGGUUUAGAAUGCCUCUGGUUGGGGUGUUUUGGUUUGUUUGUUGUCAUUUUUGGCUUAACACGGAGGCUGCAAUGAUCAUUUUUCAGUGAGUGAGCAUUUAACUGGCAAGUGGUUUGAUCAUGAGGUUUGCAAUAUCUUGCCCAUGGAGACAAUUGAAAGAUCAGGUUUCGUUCUUUUUUCCCUAAAGGAAAAGUAACCUCCAAAAUGGAACCAUACCUGUAAAUUUCUUCACUAUUCUUUUUUAAUAACUAAACUGAGACCCUUAAUGUUGCUUUAAUGUAAAAGUGUAUAUUUUUGUCUGUGAUAUACUUUAUUAAUUUAAAGUAAUAGUUUUAAAGCUGUCAUUGUUGAUAUUAAAAGAAAGUAGCAUUUAAAAAGUGAUGUUAAAGAUUCUAAUGAUAUCAAUUCAUUCCAGUCCAAUCAAAUGUGGUAAGAAAUAUAGCUUGAACAGUACUCUAGGGACGAUUUCUCACUUACCAUUGACAUUAAUCUUUAGUGUAUUCUCAGAACAAAUGAAAAGAAAUUGAAACUGGCCAAGGUUAAAGUCAUAUCCCAAUAACUUUUUUAAAAAAUUUAUUAGGAAAUUAGUAAUAGCCUUUUUUUCAUUCUGGCUGAAGGAAAAUUAUGAAAGGAUUAGUUGAGUGUGAAAUUAAAUAGUAUUUUCGUCAUGCAUACUAAAAAGGUGGGCUGGGAACUUGAUGCAUUUAAACAAGUUUCCGAGAGGUUUCGAUGUAGUAGGCGAAAAACUCAAUGUUUCCUUUGAAAUUACUGAAUUUAUUACUUGCUGCAUGGGUCAGAUGGCAUAGGUUAAUCUUUGAUUUUCAGAAUCCUAAUUAAAUAACUUUCAAACAAUUUGUAUCCAUGAUUAAAGGUGGAAUGAGAUCCAACUUUUUCUGAAUCCUUCAGUUUAAGCUAAUAAAUGUAGGUUAAUGUGGAAUGAAAUCAUCUGUGAUAUAUUAUGUUCAUUUAUCUACCGAGCUUUUCUGAUGUUGCCUGUUUUUAUGUAAAACAUGUUCUUAAAGUUAAUAAAAGAAUAGUUCUUGGUGUAUGAACUACUAUAUAAUACCCUA
This is a messenger RNA of Chinchilla lanigera (long-tailed chinchilla), 7837 nucleotides long. RefSeq names its product doublecortin-like kinase 1 (gene Dclk1). Gene Ontology annotation, molecular function: microtubule binding; protein kinase activity; ATP binding. NCBI's taxonomy places the organism in Eukaryota, Metazoa, Chordata, Mammalia, Rodentia, Chinchillidae. Gene Ontology annotation, biological process: intracellular signal transduction; protein phosphorylation; neuron migration. The record is from RefSeq and is a predicted model, not a curated record. Gene Ontology annotation, cellular component: neuron projection; axoneme.